Messenger RNA from Andrographis paniculata, 2236 nucleotides. Its product is annotated as peptidyl-prolyl cis-trans isomerase PASTICCINO1-like. Bases 154 to 2010 code for a protein of 618 amino acids. Lineage: Eukaryota; Viridiplantae; Streptophyta; Magnoliopsida; Lamiales; Acanthaceae. The record is from RefSeq and is a predicted model, not a curated record. The transcript has 20 exons. Gene Ontology annotation, molecular function: protein binding; peptidyl-prolyl cis-trans isomerase activity.
AAUGGAGCUCAUCAGCGUACUGUAAUUACACCAACAGUGUUCCUAAUUCCAUAAUUUUCUAGGGUUUUUUGUCCAACUGCUUCAUCUCCAUCAACAACAAUUGAGCUGAAAUUCGCAAUUUGAGGCUGGAACGUGACAACACGAAGACGGAAUAUGGCUGUGCUAGAGGAUUCUGAGCUAGAAUCGAAAUCGCAGAAGAAAAAACCACUUUCCGAAGAUGAAAAAAGGAGAAAGAAAAUCACACCAGGUAGUUUGAUGAAAGCUUUGGUAAGACCUGGAGCUGCAGACAAGGCACCUUCUGAUGGUGAUCAGGUUAUAUAUCACUGCACAAUCCGUACACUUGAUGGAGUUGUUGUUGAGUCGACACGGGCAGAGUUUGGAGGCAACGGCGUCCCGAAAAGGCAAGUUUUGGGUAAAAGCAAGAUGAUAUUGGGAUUGUUAGAAGGCAUUCCGACAAUGUUUCUUGGUGAAGUUGCUGUGUUCAAGAUGAAACCUGAGCUGCAUUAUGGUGAGGAGGGCUGCCCCGUUUCAGUUUCUGGUAGCUUCCCCAAGGAUGACGAACUUCAUUUUGAGAUUGAGUUGAUUGAUUUCUCCAAAGCCAAGGUGGUUACUGAAGAUUUGGGGGUUAUAAAGAAGGUGAAGGAAGAAGGACAGGGCUGGGAACAACCCAGGGAGCCGUAUGAAGUAAAAGUUUGGAUUUCAGCCAAGUCAGGAGAUGGAAAAAUGAUUUUUUCACAUACAGAAGGAGAACCCUUUAUCUUUACGUUUGGGAAAUCUGAGAUUCCAAAAGGUCUUCAGAUGGGAAUCGGGACAAUGUCGCGUGGAGAAAAGGCCGUAAUUUAUGUCAUGAAGGAGUAUUUAUGUGAGUGCCCUAUCAUUCCCUCCCUUACAGGCAUCACUGAAAUCCACUUUGAAGUUGAGCUGGUACACUUUAUUCAGGUCCGGGAUGUUUUGGGAGAUGGGCGACUAAUAAAACGCCGUUUACGUGAUGGAAGAGGUGAAUUUCCAAUGGAUUGCCCGCUACAAGACAGUCUGUUGCAAGUACAUUACAAGGGUAUGCUUCUCAAUGAAGAAAAGACCAUUUUUUACGAUACACGAGUUAAUAACAACGGUCAGCCUUUUGAGUUCAGAUCAGGAGAAGGCCUUGUACCUGAAGGGCUCGAAAUGUGCACCCGAUUGAUGUUGCCUGGCGAGAUAGCUUUAGUAACAUGCCCCCCUGAUUUUGCUUACGACAAGUUUCCACGACCAGCAGAAGUACCUGAGGGUGCUCAUGUCCAAUGGGAGAUCGAACUUCUUGAUUAUGAGAAGCAAAAGGAUUGGACUGGUUUCAACUUCAGAGAAAUAAUGGACGAUGUCGAGAAGAUUAAAAGCACGGGAAACCGGUUAUUCAAAGAAGGAAAGUACGACCUUGCUAAGGCGAAAUAUGAGCAUGUUCUACGGGAAUUCAAUCAUGUUAAUCCUCAAGAUGACCAGGAGGGUAAAGAGUUUUCAGAUACAAGAAAUUUGUUGAACCUAAAUGUGGCUGCCUGUUGGUUGAAAUUGGGUGAGUUCAGGAAGUCGAUAGAAGCCUGCAACAAGGUGUUGGACACGAACCCGUAUCACGUUAAAGCUCUCUACCGACGUGGAAUGGCCUACAUGGAUGCUGGAGAUUUCGAAGAAGCCAGAGCUGAUUUCAAUCAGAUGAUGACUGCUGAUAAAUCGUCGGAGCCAACGGCAAAGGCAGCACUUCUUAAGCUUAGGAAGGAAGAACAGGAACUCCAGCGAAGAACCCGUCAACAGUUCAAGGGAUUGUUCGACAAGAAACCCGGUGAGAUUUCCGAGGUGGGCAGUCGGGAUUCAGGACAAGAAGAAGAGGAUCCCGACAAAAUUCGUGAAGCCGGUAAGGAUGAGACAGAAAAGGAGCAUGUUCUUGAGGCUACUGAGCCUCGGUCGACCGUAUGGUCCCGAAUAUGGCCUGCUGGGAGAAGACUCUUUCAUGCCUUUGGGUUGGACAAAUGCACCAUAUUGUGAUUCCAAUGCUUUGGAAAUAAGGUCGGUUUUAUAGUUUCUUUGUUUGUUGGUUUUUUAAGGAAAACAGAUUUCUACAUAGAAAUAUGGAGAAGAAAUAACAAAAUUGUACCGAGAGAUUAAUUAUAUAUAGGAAUAGGAAUUGGAAGUGAAAAAUGUGAUUUAUAUUGGUGCCAAGAAUUGUGGGUUCUGAUUAAAUAAAUAAAAAGACUAGUUAUGGUGCUGGUUA